This is a messenger RNA of Zalophus californianus (California sea lion), 9169 nucleotides long. It is a transcript of the gene YTHDC2, whose product is annotated as YTH domain containing 2. Lineage: Eukaryota; Metazoa; Chordata; Mammalia; Carnivora; Otariidae. The coding region runs from base 161 to 4516 and encodes 1451 amino acids. The transcript is spliced from 30 exons. The record is from RefSeq and is a predicted model, not a curated record. Gene Ontology annotation, molecular function: RNA binding; ATP binding; protein binding. Gene Ontology annotation, cellular component: intracellular anatomical structure.
UGGUGACGUCAUCACGCCUGCGCUCUCCGCUCCGCCCGGGUUUCAGUUGGCGCGGGCUCCUCCUCGACCGUUGUGGUGACUGGCGGUUUCUGGUGACCCCGGCCCACCGCAGGUCGCCUGCGGAGCUGUCCAGUCCCGGCAGUAGCCCUCCGUCCUCGUCAUGGACCGUCCGCCCGCAGGCCUGGCGGCUCGCCCGCGGGGAGAACUUCCCAGGGCCAUGUUCAGGCCGAGCAGCGUCUCCCCGCGGCCGCCCGUUGCUGGCGGCGGCGGCGGCGGCGGGGGAGGCCCAGCUCAGUUCGGCCCUGGGGGCGGAGGCCGGGCCAAGGGGCUGAAGGACAUUCGUGUAGACGAGGAGGUGAAGAUCGCGGUCAAUAUCGCUCUGGAGCGCUUCCUAUGCGGGGAUCAGAGAGAAAUGGAAUUUCCUUCUUCUUUCACCAGCACUGAAAGAGCCUUUGUUCAUCGAUUGAGUCAGUCUCUUGGUUUGGUUUCUAAAAGUAAAGGAAAGGGAGCAAAUAGAUACCUAACUGUGAAGAAGAAAGAUGGAUCAGAAACAGCUCAUGCAAUGAUGACCUGUAAUUUGACUCAUAAUUCAAAACAUGCUGUUAGGAGCCUAAUUCAAAGAUUUCCUGUCACCAAUAAAGAGCGUACUGAACUUCUGCCUAAAACAGAAAGAGGAAAUGUGUUUGCAGUUGAAGCUGAAAACUGGGAAAUGAGCAAAACAAGCUGGGGACUCAACAAUGGCAUACCUCAGAUUCCAGUGAAAAGAGGAGAAUCUGAAUUUGAUUCUUUCAGGCAGUCUCUGCCCGUGUUUGAGAAACAAGAAGAAAUUGUUAAAAUAAUUAAAGAAAAUAAAGUAGUUUUGAUUGUAGGAGAAACUGGAUCUGGAAAGACUACGCAGAUUCCUCAGUUCCUUUUAGAUGAUUGCUUUAAAAAUGGUAUCCCCUGCCGUAUAUUUUGUACCCAGCCAAGACGGUUAGCAGCAAUUGCUGUGGCCGAAAGAGUUGCUGCAGAGAGAAGGGAAAGGAUUGGUCAAACAAUUGGAUAUCAGAUCCGAUUAGAAAGCAGGGUUUCUCCAAAGACACUUCUGACAUUUUGCACUAAUGGGAUAUUGCUUCGUACAUUGAUGGCAGGAGAUAGUACAUUGUCAACUGUGACACAUGUUAUUGUGGAUGAAGUACACGAAAGGGAUCGAUUUAGUGAUUUUUUACUUACGAAGUUAAGAGAUCUUUUGCAAAAGCACCCAACUUUGAAACUUAUUCUUUCUAGUGCCGCCUUGGAUGUAAAUCUUUUUAUAAGAUAUUUUGGAAGUUGUCCAGUGAUAUAUAUACAGGGAAGACCAUUUGAAGUAAAAGAAAUGUUUCUGGAAGACAUCUUAAGAACUACUGGAUACACAAACAAAGAAAUGCUAAAGUACAAAAAGGAAAAACAACGAGAAGAGAAACAGCAAACCACCCUUACAGAAUGGUAUUCAGCUCAAGAGAAUACUUUCAAGCCUGAGUCUCAGAGGCAGAGAACUGUUCCCAAUGUGACUGAAGAGUAUGAUUUAUUGGAUGACGGUGGUGAUGCUGUCUUCAGCCAGUUGACAGAAAAAGAUGUGAAUUGCCUUGAACCAUGGUUAAUAAAAGAAAUGGAUGCUUGUCUCUCUGACAUAUGGCUACAUAAGGAUGUUGAUGCCUUUGCUCAGGUCUUUCACCUUAUUUUAACUGAAAAUGUUAGUGUUGAUUACAGGCAUAGUGAAACCAGUGCAACAGCUCUGAUGGUUGCUGCAGGACGAGGUUUUUCAAGUCAAGUAGAGCAGUUAAUUAGUAUGGGAGCCAACGUUCAUAGUAAAGCAUCAAACGGCUGGAUGGCUUUAGAUUGGGCUAAACACUUUGGACAGACUGAAAUUGUGGAUCUUCUCGAAUCUUACAGUGCUUCACUGGAAUUUGGAAAUCUAGAUGAAAGUUCUCUGGUUCACACAAACGGAAGUGACCUCAGUGCAGAAGACAGAGAGCUCCUGAAAGCUUAUCAUCACAGUUUUGAUGAUGAAAAAGUAGACUUGGAUUUGAUCAUGCACCUUCUAUACACUAUCUGCCAUGGUUGUGAUGCUGGUGCAAUAUUAAUUUUCCUACCUGGAUAUGAUGAAAUUGUUGGACUGAAGGAUCGCAUCCUGUUUGAUGACAAGCGGUUUGCUGACAACACACAUAGAUACCAAGUCUUUAUGCUUCAUUCAAAUAUGCAAACAUCUGAUCAAAAGAAAGUAUUAAAAAACCCACCUGCUGGUGUUCGAAAAAUAAUCCUUUCCACCAAUAUUGCUGAAACCAGCAUCACAGUGAACGAUGUUGUCUUUGUUAUUGAUUCUGGUAAGGUGAAAGAGAAAUCCUUUGAUGCACUGAAUUUUGUUACAAUGUUAAAAAUGGUGUGGAUUUCCAAAGCUAGUGCCAUACAACGAAAAGGCAGGGCAGGGAGAUGCAGACCUGGAAUUUGUUUCCGACUGUUCAGUAGACUCCGAUUCCAGAAUAUGUUGGAAUUUCAGACUCCAGAACUUUUGAGAGUGCCAUUACAGGAACUUUGUUUACAUACUAAGCUGUUAGCCCCAGUGAAUUGUCCUAUUGCUGAUUUCCUAAUGAAAGCUCCAGAACCACCACCAGCUCUAAUUGUAAGAAAUGCUAUACAAAUGCUUAAGACAAUAGAUGCAAUGGACGCAUGGGAGGAUCUCACUGAGCUGGGCUAUCAUUUGGCUGACCUGCCCAUGGAGCCACAUCUUGGUAAAAUGGUCCUGUGUGCUGUCGUCUUAAAGUGUCUGGAUCCCAUCCUCACAAUUGCCUGCACACUAGCCUCUCGAGACCCCUUUGUCCUGCCGGCCCAGGCCUCUCAAAGACGGGCGGCCAUGCUUUGUAGGAAACGCUUCGCUGCAGGAACUUGCAGUGACCACAUGGCCCUUCUCAGAGCAUUCCAGGCAUGGCAGAAAGCACGAUGUGAUGGAUGGGAACGAGCCUUCUGUGAAAAGAAUUUUCUUUCACAAGCUACCAUGGAAAUAAUCAUUGGCAUGAGAACUCAGUUGCUUGGUCAACUUAGAGCAUCAGGUUUUAUUAGAGCACGAGGUGGUGGUGACAUCCGAGAUGUUAACACAAAUUCCGAGAACUGGGCUGUCGUUAAAGCUGCAUUGGUGGCAGGCAUGUAUCCUAAUUUAGUCCAUGUGGACAGAGAGAAUGUAGUAUUGACAGGGCCAAAGGAGAAAAAAGUUCGGUUUCAUCCCACUUCAGUUCUCAGUCAGCCUCAAUAUAAAAAGAUUCCUCCAGCCAAUGGUCAGGCUGCAGCGAUUCAGGCACUGCCCACAGAUUGGCUUAUUUAUGAUGAGAUGACCAGAGCCCACAGAAUAGCUAAUAUUAGAUGUUGUUCGGCAGUGACCCCCGUCACCGUGUUGGUGUUCUGUGGACCAGUGAGGCUGGCAAGAAACGCUCUUCAGAAACCUUCCUCGUUUCAAGCGGAUGGUAUUCCUAAUGACAGUAGUGACAGUGAAAUGGAAGAUAGAACUACUGCUAAUUUGGCAGCUUUGAAGCUUGAUGAGUGGCUUAAUUUCAAACUAGAGCCUGAGGCAGCCAGUUUGCUGUUGCACCUCCGGCAGAAGUGGCACAGCUUGUUCUUACGCCGAAUGAGAGCUCCGUCUAAACCCUGGUCUCAAGUUGAUGAAGCCACCACACGAGCCAUCAUAGCUGUUCUCAGCACCGAAGAACAGUCUGCAUGCCUACAGCAGCCAUCUGGGAUAGGCCAGAGGCCAAGGCCUAUGUCUUCAGAAGAACUCCCUCUGGCAUCGUCUUGGAGGUCAAAUAACAGUAGGAAAACCUCAGCAGAUACGGAAUUUUCGGAUGAGUCUGCGACUGCAGAAAGAGUAUUGAUGAAAUCUCCAUCUCCAGCGCUGCACCCACCUCAGAAAUACAAAGAUAGAGGAAUUUUACAUCCUAAACGAAGCACCGAUGACCGAUCGGAUCAAUCUUCUGUGAAAUCUACAGACAGCAGUAGCUACCCAAGUCCUUGUGCUAGUCCUUCCCCUCCAUCCUUGGGAAAGGGCUCAAAAUCUCCUUCACCAAGACCAAACAUGCCUACUCGAUACUUCAUAAUGAAGAGUAGCAAUUUGAGAAACCUUGAAAUUUCUCAACAGAAGGGUAUCUGGUCUACAACCCCUAGUAAUGAGCGGAAGUUAAAUCAAGCCUUUUGGGAAAGCAGCAUGGUUUACUUGGUAUUUUCUGUUCAAGGAUCGGGACAUUUCCAGGGAUUUUCUAGGAUGUCUUCUGAGAUAGGAAGGGAGAAGAGCCAGGACUGGGGCUCAGCUGGACUGGGAGGAGUAUUUAAGGUGGAGUGGGUCCGGAAGGAAAGUCUUCCCUUUCAGUUUGCUCACCACUUACUCAAUCCCUGGAAUGACAACAAGAAAGUCCAGAUCAGCAGAGAUGGGCAGGAACUAGAGCCUCAGGUUGGUGAACAGUUGCUGCAGUUAUGGGAACGCCUUCCACUGGGAGACAAAACUGCAACUGACUGAACUCAGAGCUCUGAGCUACAGAAGAACAUCGUACCUAUUUAAAACCACCGAACACACUGACUUCUAAGAACUGAGGUGGAGAUGAGUGUUACGAGUGAAUGGGCUUUUCUGGUUGAGAGUGUCACUUAAGACCCACCAUCUUCAUAUAAAGGAGAAAAGGGUGAUUUAAAUUUUUAUAGUGAUCGUAAAAAAUGAUUAUGUAAUGUUGGUUAUUUAUAUGUUUGUAAUUGAAUAAAAUAGUAGUGGUUUCAUUAUUUGGCACAACAGCAGUUAUUUGAAACAUACUUAAUUUGAAGUUAAACAUUUCAUUUGUUGAAGACACAGACUUACAACUCUUAUUGAGGGUUUGUUUUUUUUAAUGCAAAGUAAAUUGUUUCCUUUUAAGAAAGGCCUGAAUGUAUCUGAGCACCAUUUUAGAACAGUCAGCUCUUAAAAUUUGUUGUUAGAGAAGAAGCAAACAACCCAAUUCUAAAAAUGCCCCCUUUGAAAAUAGUGUGUGCUGAUUAAGGACUAUUCCUUCUGCCAUUUUACUUUAUUUUUUAUUUAUUUAUUUUUUUUUAAGAUUUUAUUUAUUUGGCAGAGAGAGAGAGAGAGAGACAGCGAGAGAGGGAACACAAGCAGGGGGAGUGGGAAAGGGAGAAGCAUCCCGCGGAGCAGGGAGCCCGAUGCGGGGCUCGAUCCCAGGACCCUGGGAGCAUGACCCGAGAUGAAGGCAGACGUUUAAUGACUGAGCCACCCAGGCGCCCCAUCAUUCUGCCAUUUUAAACCUGAGAUACAUUAAGAAAAAAAGGAGAGAUGUCUUUUUCUUUGAUUAUGAAGUACAGUAAGAUCUGAAGGAAAUCAGGGUUCCUCCCUCCCUGUCUUUGAUCAGAUCAGAUUUAGUGCUUAGUCUUAUUCCUGGUUCUGCCUCUUAACUCGGUGUGUGCCAUACCCCUCCCUUCCUCCCGCGUUACAACCUUCACACCUCUCUCACGUGAGCACAGUAAUUAUGCGCUCUUCGUUUUGGCUAGAGAAACUUGAUUUAGACAAGUUAAAAAUGGAAACAAAUUAAACGUGUUAAAGAAAAGUGCCCAACAGUUAGUGAGAGCUUGGUUGGUGUAUGUUUUUCAAACUAAAGCCCACAACACUGCAAUUCUAAAUGCUUUCUAUUUGUUUUCUAGUACUUUUCAUCCUACUUACAUUUUUGGAUUUCUUAUUUUUUUGCAUUUAUGGUUUAAUAAAUGGGAGGUAAUUUUUUAUAAACCUGUGUUAGUGCCAACUCACCUGUAUCUUUGUCAUCUCGGGAUUAUUUGAUUUCUUUACCACCACUGUCUGUAAAGGUUCCCCAGAAGCUUUUUGAAGGGAAAUAAAGGUACAGGGAAAAUGAAAGAAGUGUCUGGGCUACUGAGCUCUAAAUAGAGCAGCUUUGAUAGCACUUCUCAUGAUAUAUUUGGGUUAUUGCUAUGUGAAGAAAAACCAACCCGAGUCUGAUUUAAAGACAAGAAUACAACUCCUGAGUUUUUUGCUUCUGCAUUUGAGAACAAAGAAGUGAAAAGUCAUGGGUCCGCAUAAGAUCUUGAGAACCCUUCUUUCUCUUGGAAAGCAUUGUAUGUUGGCACAGUAGUUUAAAAUGGCAGCUGUGAUUUUCGCCUAUAUUUGUAGUUACUGGUUUUUUGUUUGUUUGUUUUAUACUUUGAGAGAUAUACCUGUAAAUUGAGCCUAUGUGAAUUAGGUUCUGCUGUAUGUGUAUUACAGUUCUUUUCCUAUUAGAGCAACUUGUGUUUUUUCUGAUAAUGUAUACAUUUUGUUGAGGUAUAUAUUUAGCAGUUUACGGUGUUCUAAAUUUGGAAGUGAGGACUUUUAAAAAAAUAAAACUUAUUUUAAUUUCCUUCUGUUUUCUAAUAUCUAGCUCUGAAUGUAAAUGAUGUUUGUUGAUAUUUAAAAUGAACACAAUUUGAAUGUAAUUAAAAUGCUGUUUUUGGAAGAGAUGAGCUUUAAAUAUACUUAUUAAAUGAAAUUCUGUUAAAAUAUCUAGAUCUUAUUUCUGACGGUCUAUAAUAGGGCUAAGGUAACAAUGAUCAACAAUAUCCGUUGAAAUAUUAGUGAAUUUCAAACACCUUGAAGAAUACUAAAUUGGUAUAGAAGGUGAUGAUUUCAUAUCAGUGUCUCCUCCUUGAAAAAAUUUGCCUUAUUACCAUAAGGGGAUGGAAAAAAAGCUCAAGACGUGUUCAGUAUGAAAUCUUUUGAAUGUGUUCUCCGUCAGGACACUGCAUCUUGGUAACGUGCCCCUGUAUCCACUGCACACCCCAGCCUCACUCUUCCAAUUACAGCAAAGCUUGGCAUCGAGGAGAGCAUAAUCUCAAAUGUUUACUUUAGGAAAAGACUGAUUCAUCUAAGACUUUGUCCUCAGAGACUCUUUCUUCACCAUAUAUAAAGCUUUAUUUCCUGCAGUAGGGAAAGUCUGGAGGACCAAGUCAAAUGAGCUUCACCCCUGAAUCAACACCGGGGCACACAUCCUGCCCCUGAACGGUGACGACGUGUUUCAGUCUGUGAGCUUCCUGCAGCACACGUGCUCAGUGUGCUCCAGAACUUUCCGCAGCUCCUCUUCACGCAGAGGCUCACCACACAGUGCACUCACUUCUGCCCAAGGACCCUGCACGUGCCUCGGUCUUUGCAGCCAAGAGUGAAAUUUCCACUUGGCUGUCUCAUAAAAUCACAAACACUGCAUACUGAAAAUGGAACUACUGUUCUUUCCUACAACCUGCUCCACCGAAAGCUGCUCCCUCUUCAGUGGCUGCCCUUUACGCACGGGGCAUGGGGGAUGGGCUUGGAACGCAGGCGUGUGCCUUGUGCAGUAGUGGCAGUUGUGUAUUAUAGUAAUCCCGUUUCCCUUCUGGUGUGCUCUAUCCAGGACUGAACGUAUUCGAUGAAAUGGGAGGACCUUGUUCAAUCUGAAACCCCCAUGGCCCCCUUCCCGUCCCCCCUUUUCUUUUUACUUAAACAUUUUUAUGAUAAUUUAGAUGGAAGUUGUUUGUCAGUUAAUGUUGGCUCCAGUCCUUCAAACUGUUCAUAUCUGCUUUAUAACAUUCACUGUACUAACCCUUCUUCAGGUUGUGGUGGGGAGGUAGUGACAGUUUAGUUACAUCCUCAAGAUAAAGUCUUAGUGAAAAAUGGAUCAAUCUUCUUUAGUUACAUUUAAAAAAAUACCCCUUGCGGUUGCUCAAGGCCAGAAAACUUGCAGUCAUCCUUGACAUCUUUCCUUCGCUUAAUCUCAUCCAGCAGAAAAUUUUCUUGAGUCUACCUUCAAAAUAGACCUAAACUCCGACUGUUUCUCCCCUCCUCUGUCACAACCACUCUGGACUGAGCCACAGUCCUCCUCACCUGGGUUACUGAAAUUGCUUCCUAAGAUGCCUUCCCUCUUCGACCUCCUCCUCCCACAGAGAAACCCAUGAUCCUUUAAAAACAAUUUGCAUUACUCGGCUGCUCAAAACCCUGCAGUGGCUCCCCAUUUCUCUCAGGAGCCAAACUCCUUACAAUGGCACCAACGUGACAUGAUCUGUCCUCUGCUUACUCCACUCUAGCCACGCCGGCCUUCCCACUGUUCCUUGAAUAUCCUAGGCCUGUUCUAGCGCAGAGACGGGUGUGAGCUGUUGACUCUGCCUAGAAGGCUCUUCCCAGAAUAUCUGUUUGGCCAACUGGUUGUCACCAUGUAGUGUUAGGUUUCCUGUGACAUAGAAGUGACAUACAGUAAAGCCAACUUUUUUAAAAAUGUGCAGCUCUGAAUUUUGACACCAACACAGAUUUACGGAACUUUCACCUCAGAAUAUGGUUCCAUCACCCCCAAAACGUCCUCAUACCAUCCCUUUGUAGUAACAGCUUCCUCUCCUCACUCAUGCUGUCCAGCCAUGGAUGAUCUGUUCUCUGACAUUCUAGUUUUCUCCUUUUGAGAACAUACAGGCCGAAUCUUACAGUAUGUAACCUUGUGGGACUGGCUUCUGCCACUCAGCAUAAUGCCUUUGAGAUUGAGCCAAGCUGUAUCUAUCAAAGUUCAUUUCCUAUUCCUGCCAAGUACUAUUCCAUUGUAUAGAAUGUGCCACAUUUUUUGGAAGCCAUUUACCUGUCAAUUACACACGUGUGAUUAUAUAUAGACCAGCUAACCAUUGGUGCACAGGUUUUCGUGUGGAAAUACGUCUCUGUUUGUUGAGAAAAUACCUAGGGCCAGGAUUGCUGAUUCAAUGAUGGUAAGUGUGUUUUAUAAGAAACUGCCAAACUAUCGUCCAGAGUGGCUGUACCUGUUUGCAUUCCUACCAGCAACGCUUUAGAGUUCCAGUUGCUCCGUGUACUUGACAGCACUUACUAUGGUCAGUAUCUUUUUUUGCUCUUUAAGUUGAAAAUACACAUCAAUUUUAUGAAAUUGUUGCUAAAUUCCACUGAAGAAUAAUAUAAGUAUUACUACAAAGUGCCUCUUCUGCAUGUUAUUUUGUCAUAUUUGGUGCAGUAACUUCGUAAAUAUAAAUACACGGUAAUCGGUAAGUUUAAAUUGAGACACCUGCUAGAGGUAAUCCAAUAUACCUAAGAAAGAUGUGUUCAUAACCUCUCUUCAUUUCUUUUUAUUUUUUUCAUCAUGAUACUUCCUUAAUCCCCAUCACCUAUUUCCCCCAUCCCCCACCACUU